Molecule: messenger RNA, 4068 nt
Organism: Salarias fasciatus (jewelled blenny)
Lineage: Eukaryota; Metazoa; Chordata; Actinopteri; Blenniiformes; Blenniidae
Gene: ganabb
Product: glucosidase II alpha subunit b
Exons: 25
Coding region: 59-2893 (944 amino acids)
Biological process (GO): N-glycan processing; carbohydrate metabolic process
Cellular component (GO): glucosidase II complex
Molecular function (GO): carbohydrate binding; glucan 1,3-alpha-glucosidase activity
Source: RefSeq, a predicted model, not a curated record
UUUUCCCCGCUUUGGUGCAACAGACAGGCUCGACAGGGCCUCGGGUGACUGCUGCGGGAUGGCGCCCGUCUUGGUCCUCUGGCUGGCUGUGUGCCUCACUGGGACUUGGGCUGUGGACCGGGGAAAUUUCAAGACCUGUGAUCAGAGUGCCUUCUGCAAGCGUCAGCGAGCGCUGAAGCCCGGUGAGUCUCCCUAUCGAGCCCUGUUGGAGACCAUGGAGCUGACGAACACCAGACUCACCCUGCAGCUCAUCAAUGACAACAACAAGGUGCGCCUGCUGCUCGAGCUCUACCGUCUCCAGGGAAACAUAACCAGGGUGAAGAUUAAUGAGCUGAAGCCACUCAAACCUCGCUAUGAAGUCCCAGACGUGCUCAUCAGGGAGCCACCCACCGAGCCCCUGUCCAUCUUGUCUCAGGAUGAGAACGGGGUGGUGCUCUCCCUGGGGGCGGAGUCUCAGAGGGUCAUCAUCAGCGCACGGCCCUUCCGUCUGGACAUCAUGGAGGGAAGCGACGUGCUGAUGUCGCUGAACUCGCGCGGCCUCCUGGCCUUCGAGCACCUGAGGAUGCGCAAGGACACUUUCUCCUAUAAAGUAACUAGCACAGUGGCUAGCGUGUGGGAUAAUAUCAAGAGGGUAUUCUCUAGUCAGGCUGACCCAGAGGGCGAAAAGAAAGAGGAGACUGAUCCUGCAAGCCAGGCCGAGACAACAAAAGAGGAGGAGGAGAAGGUAGAAGAUGGGAUGUGGGAGGAAACGUUUAAAUCGCACUCGGAUGGCAAACCCAAUGGUCCGUCUGCCAUUAGUUUGGACUUUUCGUUGCCAGGAGUGGAGCACGUGUAUGGUAUCCCGGAACAUGCAGAUCCGCUCCGACUCAAAACUACAGACAACGGAGAUCCGUAUCGUCUUUAUAACUUGGAUGUGUUCCAGUAUGAGCUGUUUAACCCGAUGGCCUUGUACGGCGCUGUCCCAGUGAUGCUCGCUCAUAAUGCUCAGCGCACCACCGGCAUCUUCUGGUUCAAUGCUGCAGAAACCUGGGUGGACAUAAGCUCCAACACAGCAGGAAAGACUGUGUUCGGGAAAAUGCUGGAUUACGUUCAGGGCUCCAGUGAAACGCCGCAGACCGACGUGCGUUGGAUCUCUGAAAGCGGCAUCAUCGACGUCUUUCUUAUGCUGGGGCCGACGGCCAAAGACGUCUUCUCUCAGUACGCCUCUCUCACAGGCACCCAGUCCUUCCCUCCUUUGGCUUCCAUUGCCUACCACCAGUGUCGCUGGAACUACAACGACCAGGAAGACGUGAAGUCGGUGGACGCCGGCUUUGACGAGCACGACAUCCCCUACGACUUCAUCUGGCUGGACAUCGAGCACACCGACGGGAAGCGCUACUUCACCUGGGAUCCGCACAAGUUUGCAAAUCCCAAGGAAAUGCUGCAGGGACUGCAGGACAAGAAACGCAAGUUGGUGGCCAUUGUAGACCCACAUAUCAAAAUAGAUAGCAACUACAAGAUCCACAAUGAAAUCCGCUCUCGUGGGUUCUACGUCAAGAAUAAAGAUGGAGGAGACUAUGAGGGCUGGUGCUGGCCUGGCAGUGCCGGUUAUCCAGAUUUCACCCGUGCAGACAUGAGGGCCUGGUGGGCCAGCAUGUUCGCCUACGAUCAGUAUGAGGGCGCCAUGGAGAACAUGUACACAUGGAACGACAUGAACGAGCCGUCGGUCUUCAACGGGCCAGAGGUCACCAUGCACAAGGACGCAAUGCACGGAGCCUGGGAGCACCGCGACCUUCACAACAUCUAUGGCUUUUAUGUGCAAAUGGCAACAGCAGAGGGUUUGACUCAGAGAUCAGGAGGAGUUGAGCGUCCGUUCGUCCUGACCAGAGCCUUCUUCGCUGGAUCACAGCGAUAUGGUGCGGUGUGGACGGGCGAUAACGCCGCUGAGUGGGACCAUCUCAAGAUCUCCAUCCCCAUGUGUCUGAGUCUGGGCCUGGUUGGCAUUUCUUUCUGUGGUGCUGACGUCGGCGGCUUCUUCAAGACUCCGAGCACCGAGCUGCUGGUGCGGUGGUACCAGACGGGGGCCUACCAGCCGUUCUUCAGGGCCCACGCCCACCUGGACACCCCUCGCCGCGAGCCCUGGCUGUUCGGUCCCGAAAACACGGCACUGAUCCGUGAAGCGAUCCGCCAGCGUUACACUCUCCUGCCCUACUGGUACCAGCAGUUCUACAACGCGCAUCAGACUGGAGAGCCCAUCAUGAGGCCUUUGUGGGUGGAGUAUCCUCAGGACCCGGCUACUUUUGCUCUGGAUGAUGAAUAUUUGAUCGGAAGAGACCUGCUGGUUCAUCCAGUGACGGAGGAAGGAUCCCGGGGAGUCACCGCCUACCUGCCUGGUAAAGACGAGGUCUGGUUUGACGUCCACACUUUCCAAAAGCACAGCGGAGCCCAGAAUCUCUACAUCCCGGUCACCAUGAGCUCUAUCCCCGUUUUCCAGCGUGGCGGCUCCAUCAUUCCCAGGAAGCUUAGAGUUCGCAGGUCCUCCACCUGCAUGGAGCACGACCCCUACACACUGUUUGUGGCUCUCAGUCCCCAGAGGUCUGCAGUGGGUGAACUCUACAUAGAUGAUGGCCACACCUUCAACUAUCAGAAGAAAGAGUUCAUCCACAGGAGGCUGUCAUUCUCCAACAACGCCCUCUCUUCUGUUGACCUUGCCCCGGACGCCCAGUUUACCACCAACUCCUGGAUUGAACGUAUUGUCUUUCUGGGAGCCAGUAAGCCGAGCAAAGUCACCCUGAAGACUGCUGAUGGGCAGGAGAGUCAGCUGGAGUUCGACUUUGACGCCGCCGUGUCCGUCUUGACGCUGCGCAAGCCCGGCAUGAACGCCGGGGCAGACUGGACGGUGACGCUCCAGUGAGCAGAGAACAGAAACGUAACGCGGCAGUAGCAAAAUGACUGAACGGAAGCAGGGGAACGGGAUACGUGACAGAAUGAACGACAUACUAAUUGCACACCCUCACACUUGAACACUCAACCUAACCAUGUACAACUGUUAGUCGACCUGAGCCGCUCAACUUCUCUGCCAUUUCCUGCCAGUAGCACAACAUUACCUAACGAAACUGUUUUCAGGAUUGCUGUGAGGAUCGGAGGCCAGAACUAAAACAGAUCGAAUCAUGUUAUUGUUUGCAGUCAGUUACUCUCACGUCGGUUUCCGGGGUUGUUUGUCGAAGUGAAUGAAGGUCAACACUCAGAGCACAUGUUCCAACUGAUGCUGAUCCCCUCUGUAUAUUACUGACUUGAUGUGUUUCCAAAACCAUUCCAGCCUCCUUUUAAAUUUUGGCUUCUUCUUGAUUUGUGCAACGUUUGUUGUCUUUGUCGCAGGAGGGCUUGCCAUCAAACUAGUUUUUUUUUUUUUUUUUGUCCUCUAUUCUGGCUAAUUAAUUUUUCUGAACCUCCCAGAAUCCACAGUGCUAAUUAUGCAACAGUAAAGAAUGUGUCGCACUGAGAAGUGAUCGGAUCGGUUAGUGGGUGCACACGGAGGGGAUUUCCAGCUGAUGUUGUGAACAAACUCAAAGGGAAUCACUCCAGGGGGGCUGAACCACUCGCUGCUCGUGGGUCAUCCUGUUGACGUGCUGUCUUUGUUUUAUCGAGCUGUUUUUUCCCAACUUUGUUUACUAGAAUAUUUUUAAUGCACUUCAGAAGAUUGAGUACCUAAAAAGUUGUUUAGAUUUCCAUGUGUUACUAGUUAUCGGGACAGACCAGUUUUCCACUGCAUUGUUUAGAUCAGAGUACCGAUGUGGCUCAAUAUAGUAGUUUAACAAUCAUUUUAAGGAUUUAAGAUGAAUGCAACCGUGAAACUUCAAAUGAUUCUCUGGAGACUGGUUUAUGUUCCAUCUAGUUAAAUCAAUUUUGUUGUGAGUUUGUCCGCUGAAUGGUUUUUAUCAUGAAUUGAAAUGUUGCUGCAUUUUUGUUGGUGAUGGCUUGAACUGCUGGAAAUGGAAUUGAAGGAUCAGACUUCAGCUGUCAAUCAGAUUUGUCCUACAUAUUCUAAAAGAUGCGACCAAGUAAAAAUAAAGUUGACCAAAUGUUGAA